Messenger RNA from Brassica napus (rape), 2427 nucleotides. Its product is annotated as protein terminal ear1 homolog. The record is from RefSeq and is a predicted model, not a curated record. The transcript has 5 exons. Gene Ontology annotation, molecular function: RNA binding. Bases 462 to 2300 code for a protein of 612 amino acids. Lineage: Eukaryota; Viridiplantae; Streptophyta; Magnoliopsida; Brassicales; Brassicaceae.
CGACAGUUAUUAAUAUACAACUUCUCACUUUUUGGGUUUUUGUUUUUCUUUCCAGAGUUUCAAUUAUUUUUGUAAGAAAAUCUGCAGAACAUAAAAUUAAAGACGAACAUUUUCCACGUACACAGUAUUCGUGUCGCGUAUGGACUUAAAUCUACAUAUAUACUGCCUCGUAAACCCAGAACCCAAGCCUACCAAAAAGUUAGUAGGGGUAUUAAUGUAACUUUCCGAAAAGGAUUAUAAGCCACAGUCAUUUUCGAGGAAACUUAAAUGCUUAUGGAAAGACAUAAAGAACAUUAAAAAUAAAUAAAAUAAACAUUUGUUCCCUUCCACUGUCUUGUCUAUAGAGUAAAGAGAGUAAAGAGAGGGAGACGACGUUACAGUACUCUCUCUCACACGAUCACGUUCACCGGUAAAAACAUCAGAACUCCGGUAAGACAACAGCAACAACAAAACCUUUUAAAAUGGAAGAUUCUAGAGCUUUUCCUUUAGACCCUCGAGCUCAAGAGUUUGUACCACUAAACCCUAUCUCCUCCCAUUUUUACUUUCCCUACACUUCGCCGCCGCGGCCGCCACCUUUUCCCACGCUUCCUCCGUCGUCGUACGGAUUAUCUCCGACGGUACCAAGAGUUUUCACGUUCUUUAACCUCCCACCACAUCCGAUGAUGUUUUCUCCUCCUCCUCCACCACCACCACCACCACCACCACCGCGUCCGUAUUUUAACGGUGUCUCAGCCGUUCAACGGCUUCCUUUCCAGUCGAAGUCGCCGACGCGAUCUCUUUCUCUGAUCUCCGUACCGCGUGACGUCACGGAGUCUACCGUGAGACGCGACUUAGAGGUGUUCGGCGACGUGCGUGGCGUGCAAAUGGAGAGAAUCUCGGAAGGAAUCGUGACCGUCCAUUUCUACGAUCUUCGUGACGCUAAAAAAGCUGUUCGAGAGAUUUGUGGUAGACACAUGCAGCACCAAGCCAAGGUUGGUGGCAGUGGUAGCGUUUGGAGCUUGCCAUCUUCUUCUUCACCGGUGCGUGGGUUUGUUUCCGGUAGACCCGUGUGGGCUCAGUUUGUAGUUCCGGCUACGAGUGCGGUUCCUAACGGUUGCAACCAAGGAACGUUGGUGGUCUUUAACUUAGACCCUGAAGUCUCUUCCAUUGCUCUCAGACAGAUUUUCCAAGUUUACGGUCCCAUCAAAGAGUUGAGAGAGACACCGUACAAGAAACAUCAAAGAUUCGUUGAGUUUUACGAUGUAAGGGAUGCAGCAAAAGCGCUUGAUGGAAUGAACGGUGAAGAGAUUUGUGGGAAGCAAGUUGUGAUCGAAUAUAGCCGACCAGGUGGGAUUAAGAACAAGUUCAGGUCACUAAGGCAACCACAUGUACUGUUUCAACCGUUUCAACCGGCUCAACCACCACCUAUUCUAGCUCCUCCUAUGAGGCAGCCUCUUACUCUGAUGAAGGAUAAAAACAAGAAUGUGAGCCCUAAUAAUGGAGUUUCUGUUGUUGAAGCUUCUAUGGGUUCGUUGUGUAUCAAUGAUAAUGAGCAUAAUAAGAUCCGAGGAGCGGAGUCCGAAACAAAGAGCAAGAACGUGGCUAAGUGGGGAAAGAAAAGACAUAUGAAGAGCAUGGAACUAAGUCAGUUUCUUAUCAGUGAAGAAACCAUGGAUGAUCCAAGUUGCAGAGAUCCACGUACCACUUUGAUGAUCAAGAACAUACCAAACAAGUACAGUCAAAAGCUGCUGUUGAAUAUGCUGGAUAAUCACUGCGUUCACAUCAACGAAGCGAUCACCGAGGGGAAAGACGAACACGAAGCUCAUCAUCAACCAUUUUCUUCUUAUGAUUUCGUGUAUCUCCCAAUGGAUUUCAACAACAAGUGCAAUGUUGGUUAUGGGUUUGUGAACAUGACGUCUCCGGAGGCAGCUUGGAGGCUUUACAAGGCGUUUCAUCUUCAACGAUGGGAGGUUUUUAAUUCUCAGAAGAUUUGCCAAAUCACAUAUGCGAGAGUUCAGGGCUUGGAGGAUCUAAAGGAACACUUCAAGAGCGCCAAGUUCCCGUGCGAGGCUGAGCUUUACCUUCCGGUAGUUUUUACGCCUCCACGAGACGGCAAGCAGCUAACGGAACCGGUCUCUAUCAACAUCAACGGUUGCACCGGACUCGAUAGUAAACAUCUUGAGCCAAUGGACGGUCAAGAUCUCUCUGUGAGUGGAUCAUGUUGCGGUAGUGACCAUUAUAAUAGUCAGGAAGAUGACUUUUCCAGCAGUAGCAUAGACGGUGGACAGGGUUUAACGGUGGUAGGAGAGACAUCUUUCUAGAAACUGUGUUUGUAAUGUAAACCAUAAAAUGUAAGAAGUGUAGUUAGACAUCAUUUUGUUAAGUUUUUGUGCUUGGUAUGUUGUCUCAAUCUAACUUUAUUUGGUUGUUCAUCAACAUCCAGUUUAU